AUGACCACGGCAGGCCGGGCCCAGGCCGAUGGGGCCACGGAACGCCAAAACCGGACGCUUGAAGACUCGCUCCGCUGCGAGACGUCCUAUUUGGGCACGGACUGGGCCGACCACUUAGCCACCAUUGAGUACGCCCAUCAAGCCCUCGUCCAGACGUCCACGGGCGUGUCGCCGUUCGAACUCGACACGGGCCGCGUUCUCCGCAACCCUCUUCUGCCUCUGGACACGCCCAACGCUCUGGUCGUUUGCCAUUGUCGAGGCUUGCAAGCGCUUCGAGUACCUGCUGUUGCGUCCGGUUGGUUUCCGCCUAUUCACGUACCAUCGGAAUUUGGUAUACAUGUUCCAACUGGUGGUGGUGGUGCACACAUCGCCAAGUAUCAGGCCAACAAGCUACAACGCUUGUCCAUGGUAAUGUCGACGUUCCCCUACGUGAUCGAGCCGAUCGCGGGGGACGAAAACGUUUGGGGGGACCUCCUGAGUCGGUGGGGCACGGUGAACCGCGACGCCAACCGUUCACGUGUCUACCGACUGGUCCAACUGGUGUCGCCAUUGCGCUCCAACAACUUCGAGUGGCCGCCCUGGACGACCGACAUUGAUGACAAAUCCCUCGUCAAGUGGUCAGUCGACAAGAACGUUCUGUCAUGCUGUCGGAUGCCACGUGGAUCCCGAGCGGCUGUGUGGACAUAA
Messenger RNA from Aphanomyces invadans, 687 nucleotides. RefSeq lists its product as hypothetical. Lineage: Eukaryota; Oomycota; Saprolegniomycetes; Saprolegniales; Verrucalvaceae. Gene Ontology annotation, molecular function: nucleic acid binding. The transcript has 2 exons. Bases 1 to 687 code for a protein of 228 amino acids. The record is from RefSeq and is a predicted model, not a curated record.